ACACACCGUACAGUGCAGUGCGUCUGCGCGCGCGCUCGAGGGGUGGUGUUGUGUUGAAUGAAUGUUGACCUGUGUCCAAAAUCUUUUGUUGUCGUCAGCAUUUUAACUUUUCGCUUUGUUCAAAGAACCGUUUAGGCUUUAGUUUAGGACUUUGGACAUCUAAGCCUGUAUCUGACUCUUCGUUUGUCGCAUGUGUUAUCAGCAGGGUUUUCAGCAAGAAGAUGUCGUCAGAGCCAGUUAUUCUCAAUGUUUAUGAUAUGUACUGGACCAAUGAGUAUACUACUCCUAUAGGAUUAGGAGUAUUCCACUCUGGUAUACAAAUAUAUGGCAUGGAAUAUGCUUACGGAGGCCAUCCCUAUACCUUUUCCGGUGUGUUUGCAAUUGCUCCACGUGAUGCAGAAGAAUUAGGAGACCAAUUCCAGUACAGGCAAUCAGUUCAUGUUGGGUACACAGACUUUACUGAAAAAGAAGUAAAAAAAAUAAUUCAAGAACUGGGAAAAGACUUCCGUGGGGAUCGUUAUCAUCUUAUGAAUAAAAACUGUAAUCAUUUCUCUGGGGCAUUAAGUCAGAUUCUCUGUGGCCGCGACAUUCCCUCAUGGGUCAAUAGACUGGCAUACUUUAGUUCUUGUGUGCCUUUUCUUCAACGGUGCUUGCCGAGAGAAUGGCUGACUCCGGCAGCCUUCCAGCAAUAUAGCACACCAAAUGCCCUGCAGCACACACUUAGUGCACGUGAUAACAGUCCUGAUGGUCCUUCCUCAUAACAUGAGGCUGCUGGGGCGGAUCAUGAAACACAUCCUCUCUAUGAAGAUGACACUCAGUCCGUCUCCCAGCUUCCCUUGCUGUACACCCAUGAUCAGCCAAGUUCAUGGCUGGGCAACCCCAAAGAACCACUGCCGUCCAGCUCUAACGUCAGUGAUGAAGAUUGAAUGUACUUCUGUGUUAUGCUUAAGUGGGUAACAGGAAUGUUCAACAUAUAUUUCUGUGUUAUAUUAAGUGAAGAUGUGAUUGGGUUAUGAAAAGAGUGCUUCCAGAGGAGUACAAGAAGCACAACAUUAAAAACUUUCAAAAACUUGAAUCAAAACUUUCCUGUAAGUCAUUUGUAUAGUAUUAAGCCUGUUGUCUCACAUUUUUAUUCUAUUUUCCUGUUUGGUUUGAAUGUUUUUAAAGCUUGUGUGGGACUCCUUCGGAAAAAGUGUUUGUGCAUGAAGUCUACUAUGACCUGAUUCCCUUUUUUCUCUGAACCCUGAAAUAUUAUUGGUUAAUGGUGAAGCAAGUAUUUCCCUGCAAAAAUAAAAAUUACUUGUUAUCUUGUUGUAAGAAAUUCUGCACUCUUGUGCAGUUAAGUUUUAAGAAACGAUCAUUCAUCUUAUAUGGCCCUGUUUUAUCAUACCUUUGUUGAUAACUCCCCCUUUAUUACAUAACAAAACAAUUUUCCUUAUGGUUUCUUUCAUAAAAAGUGAUCAAUUUUUUUUUUAUAAUGUUAUACCAUGGUGCUUUUUGAAACUGUUGGGAAGAUAUCUUUGGGAUUUUUCCAGACUCUAGGUAUCUGAUGUCAUCAUAACUCUUGUUUGACAUUCUGUAGAAAUAUUUCAAUUGAUGUAUCAGCAUGUUGUCACUAUUUGUAUUUGUCAGGAGAUGUGUUAAUGCUUACUACGUAUGAAAUUUAGUGUUGUUGAGUCUUUGCUGGCCGCUUUUUAUGUGCCACUGUAAAAUUAUUGCCUUAUCCUAGGAAUUAAAAUUUGCUCUUCAAAUUUGACCUCAGAUCUCAAUUUUUCUUGCCACUUCCUUUUUUAAAAAAUUCAAAGUUCACAUUUACUAUGUCAGUGAUUCCUCCCUGUGAAGAGGAAUGCUUUGGUUUGAGUCUGUAGUUCUCUCAAAUAUUUGUAUGUAUUUAAGUUAUUCAUGAAUCAUCAUAGCGUGACAGGUGACAUUUUGAGACAAGCAUUACUGUAGACUCCUUUGAGAGAACCGACUGCUUUUUUAUUAUUCAAUAAUCUGAGUGCGAAUGAAAUAAACCUUGCCUCUGUCUAUGAAUGAACAAACAGUUAUAAUUCCACAUUACUUGAAGUUUUUGUGAUUCUGUAUAUUUGGUGCUUUAUAAUCACUAGUUACUUACUGUACAAUUGGAUUUGAUACGGAGGUGGCUAUGCCUUGCCUAACUUUGUGUUUCAACAUUUUUUGUAAAAAAAAUUUGCAAUAUCAGCACAGUACGUUUGUAUUUACUUUACAGGUACAAUGUACAUAAUGUGAAUUGUUCUUGUCAUGGAUCCUUGUAUAACUAGUGGCAACCUGAAUGUAGAAGGCAUAACUGAAGGCAGAGUUCAAGUUUCCAGAAUUAAAGUGUUGUAUUCAGAGCCAAAAA
Thrips palmi is the source of this 2362-nucleotide messenger RNA. Its product is annotated as deubiquitinase DESI2. Gene Ontology annotation, biological process: protein deubiquitination. The record is from RefSeq and is a predicted model, not a curated record. The transcript has 6 exons. Lineage: Eukaryota; Metazoa; Arthropoda; Insecta; Thysanoptera; Thripidae. Gene Ontology annotation, molecular function: deubiquitinase activity. The coding region runs from base 222 to 761 and encodes 179 amino acids.